UGUUUUCAAAUUUAUAAAUUGAAAUAAUCAACACAACACGUUUAAUUAAUCACUUAUAUAUAUAUAACCCCCCAACUUCUCCACUUCCCCUCGUUCUUGUUCACGUUCACAAAGAUCCAUUCAAGAAGAAAGAAAAUAUGGCAGAUGAUGAAGGUUGUGAAUGCAGGCCAUUGGGUUUUUUGCUUGGAUUACCUUUUGCUCUCUUGGCUUUGAUUUUAUCUCUUGUUGGUGCAGUUAUCUGGAUUUUUGGAUCUAUAUUGAGUUGUUUGUGCCCAUGUUGCAUUUGCUGCGCUGGAUUGGCAAAUUUGGCUGUGGGUCUUGUAAAGCUUCCAGUUCGUGUUCUAAAGUGGUUUACUCGACAAAUUCCUUGUUAGAGAUGAAGAUCCCUUCAUAGUUUACGAUAUUGACUCGUUUUGUACAAGUUUUAACCUUUUUGUUUUCUUUGAAUUUGCUUAUUUGUAUCAUGAUUAAUCGGUUUAAUUAUGAUAUAUUCAACCGUUUGUCUAUAUAUUUUGAUUAUUUCUUCCUUUUUUUGGUGAA
This is a messenger RNA of Medicago truncatula (barrel medic), 540 nucleotides long. RefSeq names its product signaling peptide TAXIMIN 2. The transcript has 2 exons. The record is from RefSeq and is a predicted model, not a curated record. The coding region runs from base 138 to 374 and encodes 78 amino acids. Lineage: Eukaryota; Viridiplantae; Streptophyta; Magnoliopsida; Fabales; Fabaceae.